UUCCGCUUUUUAUUUACUUAAAAUGAAUUUUCAUAUCGUGAUAAUAACGCUAACCUAUUUUGUCGCUUCAGAAGGGAAACUUCGAUCCGAAAGUACAGAUAUAUCUGAUGGUGACAGCAAACAACAACUUUCGGUGGACGAAGACUCAACUGAGUCAGAUUCUGAAGAAGAAAUAACUAAGAGAAGUCAUGUCCAUAAGCAUCUUCCUAGAGCAGAGUUAGAAACGCGGCGCUGGCAUCGAAGCUGUUUCCGAAAAGCGGGGAAAACGUGCACUAAAGCUUGUUCAAAGGCCUUUAAGCUGGUGUGCAAGAAGCGAAAAUGCUCAAAACGGUUUAAGAAGGUCAUGAAGAAAGAAUGCAGGAAAAGCUGUAUCAAGAACUUCGAGUUUGACAAGGAGAGACCGGGCUACGAAGAAUAGUCG
Molecule: messenger RNA, 421 nt
Organism: Trichoplusia ni (cabbage looper)
Lineage: Eukaryota; Metazoa; Arthropoda; Insecta; Lepidoptera; Noctuidae
Exons: 2
Coding region: 23-418 (131 amino acids)
Source: RefSeq, a predicted model, not a curated record